Linum tenue is the source of this 4484-nucleotide messenger RNA. The record is from the annotation of a GenBank genome assembly. NCBI's taxonomy places the organism in Eukaryota, Viridiplantae, Streptophyta, Magnoliopsida, Malpighiales, Linaceae.
GAAAGCACAAAUCCCACUUAGAAGCACUCAAUUGAAGAAAGACGAGGACCUAUUGAAUGGAGAUCAACAAGUAAAAGUAAAAACCAUUAAAUGAAGUGAAAAUUUAGUACCAACAAAAGCAAAAAGAAGCCAUGAAUGGAUCUCCAAAACACACAUUAGUUAGGACAAGAGGACAGAACAGUGAUAUGAGGGGCAGAGGCACCUAAUUGCUAAAGGUGCUCUUCCUUCAUUACCACCUUUAAAAAUUCAAAACAUCCUUUUCUUUUUUUAAUUAUUCCUAACAUAUAGAGGAUAGGAAGAAGAAUUUGCCAACCAAAUAAAAUAAGGAAAAGAAUAUGCUUAUUAAGUUAUAUGGUGGAGAUUGCAGCAAAAGGCAGCGAGGAGGGAGAGGUUCCAUGCUGAAGGGGAUAUGAGAGGGACAUCCAGCAAUCAGCUGAGAGAGUCUAGAGAGAGAAACAAACCCCAGAAAAGAAGUAUUAGAUUGAGUUUUGGAGUGAAGAAGGAAGCAGAAGCAGCAGAGGAUGGAGAAGGGUUUAAGAGAAGGGUUUUAGCCUCUUUAGGUCUACCAACUGGUAGUUAAGAGAUUGGAACUCUUUAACCAAACCCCAUAAGAAAAAAACUAGCAAGUUGUGAACUUUACCAACAACUACAGCAGCAGCAAGCAACAUAGGAAGGAGGAGAUGGUGAACAAGCUGCUGCUGAAUCCACAAGAAGAAGGGGAGUCAAGCUGAUUACAGUCCUCACCAACCGCCAAACACCAUACCCUUUUUCUUCUUUCUCAUCACCAUAAUUCUAGCUUUAUCUCUCUGCUUUCACUCUCUAGCUGCUAUUUGUCUUUCAUUCUCUAACUUGGUUUCAACAAACUGUUGGAUGGGGAUUUGAGGUUUGAAGCAACAAAGCCCCAUCCAAAGCUAAGAAAAGAAAGGGGAUCCAGAAGAAAAGAAAGACAGCUUAGCCUAACCCUCCCACCACCACCACCACUAUUUCAACACAAAAGGGUCACACAGAGAUAGCUGCAAACAGAAAGCUAUCAUUUGGUAUUCCUCUUUGAGAAAGAGAAGAGAGGGAUGCUCACGUGGGGAUUUUUUGAUGGAAUGAUGGAUGGAGAAUAUAUGAUGGGAGGAGAUAAAAGAUCAAAAGUGAGAGGAAGGGACUUGUAAUCCCUUACCCACAUAGAGAAGAAAAGAAGAAAGAGAGUGAGAGAAACAGUUCAUUGCAUCUCCUUUCAAUUAUCACCUCCUUUCUUUUCAGAGAGAAAGAAGAUAGGGAUUGGGGAAAAAGAGGAAUUUUUUGCUUCUUCUAUCCUUGGUAUUUCCCCUAUUCCUCUCCUAGAGUGUAUAUUCCUCGAGCAAGGACUUUGUAUAUUGUUAUUUUUUUGUUGCUGUUCUUCUUCGUCUCGUUGGAAGUCAGUGGUGGAUCGAUCGAUGUGUUUGAGGUUUUCCUGUUCCCUGAGGCACCCACAAAACUGUUUACUGGUUUCCAGGUACAAAUUUUUUAUUCAGCAAUUAAAUUAAGCUUCCUUUUUGCUGCUAAAGGUUUGAUCUUUUUGUUUUGCAUUCCUCUCAUCUCUUUGCUGUCUCUUUCUUUCUUCCAUGUGCCUGAUGGGAAGGAAGAGAAGAAGAGAUGGAUGGUUUUAAGUGGCGGUGACUGUGGUGAUAACCCCAUCGGGAAAUUGUUAAUUUAUUGGCAACUUUUGCUUGUGUUGGAAUGAGCAAAAUUUGAAUAUGCUGCUGUGUUGGGAUUUGCAGAUUCUGGGUUUGUCUUGUUUGUGUUCUUUUGCAGGAGGGGUGUUCCUUUGCCUUUUCCUCUUCUUCUUUUUCUAUCUUGGGGUUUGUUUGGGGUUGGUGGAUGCUUCUGUUCUGAAAGUUUGUGUGUUCCUUAAUAUUCUAAUUUCUUCUUUGGUUGUGUCUCAAGUUACCUAAUGUUGUGUACUAGAUAGGUCAUUUUUUCCUUUUACCUUGUUUCUUGGGAUAACUAGAAACCAGGAGAUGAUGAAGGUGUCAGAGAGCCAAAGUUGAGAAGGGGGGUGACUAUGCAUGCAAUCUGAUUGGAGCAGUAUAAGAUAAGAGGGGAAAGCUCAUGAUUUGAAUAAAAAAUGGCAACUUACUAUCCCGGUUCCAGCAAUGAAAGGGAGGCUGCUGCUACCCCAAUGGUAUAUCUUCCUGGUGCAUACUCCGAGACUCCAGUUCUUACAGGCAACAUGAUGAUGUACAUGAAUCCCGGGUCAUACUCAGAUGGAUUACCUUCCAAUGCUCAGCAACAAAACAACUGCAUUGAAAUUCAGUCUGUAGAGGGAUCAACCUCGACCCAUCAGCAGCAGCAGCAGCAAGAGAUAUUGACGAAUCUUGAGGGAUCACGAGUAAGUGAGCAUGAUAUCAAUGCAUGGAGAGAUGGCAGAAAUGAGAUGCUUGUUAUGCACUCAAUUGCUGGUACUUCUAGCAACAUUCUUCAACAGAAUUUACAAGGACAAGGCUUGUCUUUGAGCUUGGGGACACAAAUCCCAUCUGGAAUGCAAAUGCCUUACCGGAACGCUAACCAAGGAUUUACAUCAUUCUUGAGUCCCAAUCCAUCAAUGGUAGGUGAGAGCCCAAUUGGUAGGAGUGAUCAACCAAGGAGUGGUGAGUAUUUGGGACAUGGUGGCUACCCGGGUGGAGGUGGUCAUCAGGAUGCUGGCAAUAAAGGCGAUUAUGCACAGUAUGGAAUGACAAGUAUAGCAAGAACCAUUCCUAAUUCCAAGUACCUCAAAGCAGCACAACAACUUCUUGAUGAAGUAGUUAAUGUUCGGAAAGCUCUGAGGCAUGCCGAUAAGGAUAAGAGCCAGAAAACAAAUGAGAAUGAGAUGAACAACAGCUCCAAGGAAGGAGACAGUGGAUCAAAGAAUGAUGAAUCUCUGAACAAUUCAGCCAGCGAACUUUCGCAUUCUGAAAGACAGGAGUUGCAGAAUAAGUUGACAAAGCUUUUGUCCAUGCUGGAUGAGGUUGACAGACGGUACAAGCAGUACUAUCACCAAAUGCAGAUUGUGGUGUCGUCAUUUGAUGUCAUAGCAGGCUGUGGGGCCGCCAAACCAUACACAGCUCUCGCCUUGCAGACCAUAUCUCGCCAUUUCCGGUGCUUGAGGGACGCCAUUAACGGACAGAUAAAGACUGUCAGGAAAAGCUUAGGUGAGCAAGAGACAUCAGAGAAUAGCAAAGGUGUUGCAAUAACACGGCUUCGGUAUGUUGAUCAGCAGCUGAGGCAACAGAGGGCUCUUCAGCAGCUUGGCAUGAUGCAACAACACUCUUGGAGGCCACAGAGGGGACUGCCCGAGAACUCCGUCUCGAUUCUUCGUGCCUGGCUGUUUGAGCAUUUCCUUCAUCCGUAUCCAAAGGAUUCUGACAAGAUUAUGCUGGCUAGGCAGACUGGAUUAACCCGAGGCCAGGUCUCGAAUUGGUUCAUCAAUGCACGAGUUCGUCUCUGGAAGCCGAUGGUGGAAGAGAUGUACAAAGAAGAGCUCGGCGAUGCAGAGAUGGACUCCAACUCCUCUUCCGAGACUGCUGCUGCCAGAGCACUCUCAAGAGCUGACAUGAGAAGCUCUGAGGACCAAGGUGAAGAAAUGCAGCAGCAACAUCAAAGUGUGACCUCAUCGUCCGCCACAGAACAAGCUAUGGAGAAAACCUCUGAUCAUCAUCAUCAUGUUCAAGACAUGGAUAUGGUAGGAAGCUCAACUCUGAGGCCCCAUUUUCAAUUCGGCGCAACACAUGGGCGGCUCGAUGUCGACGAUUGUGGCCUUUACAAUGAGGCCAUCGGUGGCGGGGGUGGUGAUAAUAGGUUUAUGGCAGCAGCUGCUGCAGCGUACCAGAUGCAGGAAAUGGGGAGGUACGGUAGUGGGAGUAGUGGCGGCGUGUCGUUGACAUUAGGGUUGCAGCAUUGUGAAGGUGGUGGUGGUGGAUUGCCGAUAUCCGGUGCGAGCCAUCACCACCAGAACCAAGGUUUUGUUUCCAUGAGAGGUGAUGAUAUCUAUAGUGCAGCCGCAGCAGCGUCGUCUGUAGGUGGAGAGACGAGGGAGUUUGAAUGUGUAAACCCGGGGAGUAGGCAGCAGCACAGGUUCAAUUCCUCCCAUUUGUUACAUGAUUUUGUAGCGUGAAACUGGUCGAAUCCAGAUUCGACAAGGAUUGGCUUGUUGAUGGUGAAGGGAAAAGCUUUUGUAUACAAACACUGUUGUAGCAUAUUCAGCAAAGAAGUGGGAGGGGCCAGGGGAGGGGUGGGGUAGAAUAUUUGUAAAGAUACAUAAUUUUUUGGCUGUCUAAAAAUUGUGGAAGAGUAAAGUGUACAAUUAAGUAGUCACAAUUGGGGUUAUUGGUGAAAGGGGGAAAAACAGAAUACAUUCAUGGUCUUGAAAUAAAGAUUGGUAUGAAUUGGUAAAACUCUUGGUCUUCUGAUUUCAGUAAAACCAGCUUUUUUAAUUGAGAUUUGCUUGCUAGGGAACGUUGGUUUCUUAAGGAGAG